AUGGCCACAAUACCUCCGUCACACCAGAAAAGCUCCAUCCCGCCGCAACUCUCCCUUCCCUUUGACGAUCGCCAACCCGACACUAUUCGACUUUACCCGCUCAGCAACUACACAUUCGGCACGAAAGAAACGCAGCCAGAGGAAGAUCCGUCGGUGAAGGACCGAUUACGCCGGCUAGAGGAAUACUACGAGCAAUAUGGCAUGCGACGGACGGCGGAAGGCGUGUUGGUUUGUCACGAGCACAACCAUCCUCACGUCCUCAUGCUGCAGAUAGCGAAUGCCUUCUUCAAACUACCAGGCGACUACCUCCCGCACGACAGCGACGAAAUCGAAGGCCUCAAAACCCGACUAAACGACCGCCUCGCCCCCACCGGCUCCCUCUCGCAAAUCGAAGCAGCAAACCACAACCCCGACUGGGAAAUCCACUCCACCAUUUCCCAAUGGUGGCGCCCCAACUUCGAAACCUCCAUGUACCCCUACCUCCCCCCGCACAUCACGCGACCAAAGGAGUGCAAAAAGCUGUACCUCGUGCAGCUGCCGGAGGCAAAGGUGCUGAGCGUGCCCAAGAAUAUGAAGCUCUUGGCUGUGCCGCUGUUUGAGCUGUACGAUAAUACGCAGAGGUAUGGGCCGCAGCUGGCCGCCAUUCCGCAUUAUUUGAGUCGGUAUCGUUGGGAGUCUGUGGAUGAGGAGGGCGUGGUGGUUAGUUGGACUCCGGGGGGUGCUGUUGAUGGGAGGGUGAGGACGAAGGUUUUGGCGGGUGGAGAGGGAGGGGUGGAGAAGAUGGAGGAGGAUGGAGAUGGAGCGGCGGCGGCAAUCACAGCUGAGAGUAACGCCACUGAUGAGUGA
Molecule: messenger RNA, 846 nt
Organism: Neohortaea acidophila
Lineage: Eukaryota; Fungi; Ascomycota; Dothideomycetes; Mycosphaerellales; Teratosphaeriaceae
Product: nucleotide hydrolase-domain-containing protein
Exons: 2
Coding region: 1-846 (281 amino acids)
Cellular component (GO): mRNA cleavage factor complex
Molecular function (GO): mRNA binding
Source: RefSeq, a predicted model, not a curated record